Alligator mississippiensis (American alligator) is the source of this 1826-nucleotide messenger RNA. RefSeq names its product phospholipase A2 inhibitor NAI-like. Bases 998 to 1687 code for a protein of 229 amino acids. The transcript is spliced from 6 exons. Gene Ontology annotation, cellular component: extracellular region. The record is from RefSeq and is a predicted model, not a curated record. Gene Ontology annotation, molecular function: phospholipase inhibitor activity. NCBI's taxonomy places the organism in Eukaryota, Metazoa, Chordata, Crocodylia, Alligatoridae.
UCCCACAUUUCUUUCCGAACCAGCUCUCCCCUGUUAUUAUGGAAUAACAGACUACCCCCUUUACACAGGGGAGGGUUACCUAGGUCCCUUGAAACCCUUUCCCAAAAGCCUAGGUAAGAAAACCCUGCACUGGAUAUAUCAGGCUGUUUUGUCUGGAGAGGUUGAUUCUUUAAGGAUGGUGGCAUUGAGAUGUCCCUGGAGCUGUGGUUUCCUGGAAGUGUGAGCCAGAAGGGAGUGCUAGACCAGACAACCAUACUGCUUGUUGGGUGAAAGAUGUAACUCUCUCUCCAUGUGAUAAUCUCCUGGGUCCUUUUUUUCUUUCCUCUGGAUCUGUGAGACUUUGGUCCCAGCUCUUAAACUGGGGGUGCUGCAGAGACAUAGCAAACCCACAGCCUGGAGGGUUUUGCUCUUCCUCUUAAGGUCAAAUUCAUGCCAAAUUUGGGGUCAGGAAGCAUGUUGGUCAACUGGCACCAACUGCAGGGGUUUUACACUUCCUUAUUUCCCUCCUCCUUCAUUUACCAUGGUAACAGUGUUGUGCAUCCAUUCCUAUCCCACACUAAUGAAAGCUAGCUUGGCUUGGGUUUUGUGGGCAAGGAGAUAAGAACCAUUGUAUUGUCCACACUCUGGGGCCUAACUAAGCAGAUAUUGUACCUGCUGAGGUGUACCUGCCUGUUGCCUGGGAGACAACCCCACCCAUUGUUUGCAAGUGAAGGAAACCUGAAAGUUUGGUUUCCAACAAAAGGAGAUCCUUCCACUCAAGUGACUCUCUGACAUCAGAGGCCCUGCCCCAGCCCUUUCUCAAAGGGCAAGAGCACUCAGAGGAGUCAAGGAGGACAGAGAGACAGGUCACCUCUCUCUUCUCCAGAGCAGGAUCCUCUCCAUCUGCACUCCAGGAACCCACCUCAAAGCUCUGGUCAGCACAACUUGGAUUCACCAGUCAGAGAGUUUUACUGUAUUGAAGACCCUCCCCAGUGCCCAGCCACCUUUGGCUCCCAGGAUGAAGGCUCCUGUCAUCCUCCUCUUCCUCUCCGCUCUUCUGGCUGCAGGGACCUGCCUGGAAUGUGAGGUUUGCAGUGGUUUAGGCAACACCUGCAAUGGUAAAAUGACGACCUGCAGCUCUGGAGAAGACAGCUGCUUCCUUGCUUUGAUAGAAAGCUCAGAAAGCUUUAACUCAGUGAAGUACAUCCAGACUGUGAAGGGCUGCGUGACUUCCCGUGUCUGUGGACGGAGUCCAGCCAUCUUUAAUUCUGCACAGAAACAAAGGAUAGCCCUCACUUGCUGCACUGGGAAUUCCUGCAAGACCGCUUCUGCCCAGUUGUCUGCAGAGAACAUCAUUCCCAAUGGGCUGUACUGCCCCUACUGUACUGUACUGAGGAAUACAUAUAGUUGCAAUGCCACAGUGUUGGCUUGCACUGGAGAGGAGAAUCAAUGCCUGAAUAUCACUGGGUCACACGGUUCUGGUCCUGGAAGUAUGGCAGCCUCUUUCACAAGCUGUGCAACUCCAUCAGCCUGUGCCCUUGUAGAUGCCUUUGGAGAUGGCAGCCCAAGAGUCUUUGAAGUAUUUCAAUUCAACAUCACCCAGCACACGUGUGCUCGAGCCCUCGGAUUGGCCAGUUCAUCCCCGGGACACUCCAGGCUUUUGCUCCCAGCCUUCAGUGGGCUGAUCCUAGCAAUGUUCCUUGCCUAAGCCUCAGCCUGUGGGAUAGCAAUGCAGUCCUAAGUCCCUACUCUGCAACUGUCCUGCCCUGGCCUGGUGCCCUUGGGCUCUACAUGGGUUUGCUUCUCUGAUGUUUCAUUCCAGGAAAUAAAAGGAAUGCGGAAAGAGA